GCUCAUUCAUUUUCUACAUUCAUUAACCUUUCAUUCAUUACAAACAACAAUAGCAAAAUACAUAAACUGGAUCAUUUACUGAUACAAACACUUUCACAUAUUUUCCUUCUUUCUCUUUCGGAUUCUUUUCUUCUUUUCUUGUCCUGUCUUGUCAUUUCAACUCCAAAUGACUGUUAAGCCUACUCCUGCUGGUUUACACCACUCACCAUCACCCUUCCGUCCUGGAUCCAUCUUCUACAAUGAAUCUGCCUCCGAACCAUAUACCUACCUUGACACCUCAACACCCUCUUCCACCACAACGUCGCAGCAACAACAACAAGUAAUAGAGACAAAAAAAGCCCAUCCCCAGGUUCUGGCUCACUCUGAAGUCUCGCUUGCAUCCCCACCGCCUUCUCCUUCCCGUAAUUCAAUCUUUGAUCAGCCAUGGUCUGGUGCCUCACGCCCCAAUAUCAGCUCUCUCCGUGCCAGCAGUAGUAAUAACGUCACCACUACUAAUGGCAUAAACAAAGAUGCCAUUCCCAGAGGUAGCUCAUCCACUUAUGGGAGCAAAAUCCAUCAACAUCAGCGAGCCAGCAGCCCUAUUUACAACAUGGAAUCAACCGCCUCUUCAAACAUUACAACAACAGCAGCCGCAACCUCCAGUCUACGGUCUCCAGCCCCGGCUAGACUUGUGAACUCUAGAAGUCUGAGUUAUGAUCAAGGACAGUUACAGAGGUCAAUAUUAUCCAGCCACCAAGACAUCGUACAUGGAACACCAAGAACUUCUAGCUCACACCGGAUACUGCGCUCACCUGUCCACGUGCCUCGCUCUCUACCCUCGCCAUCCCUCCCACCUUCCUCCUCAUCGAUAUUCCUACCUCCUAUGUCUUUAAACGGCCAUGGCCCAAGCGUCAGUAGUUGUUCUCAACAUGACUCAGCCGAAAAUGCACCUCCAUUUUCUCUUAACCUUGACUGUAGCAAAGCUAACCUACUUGGAUAUGGAAGGCAUUCAGAGGUCUACAAGGCUCUAAUUCACCCUUCGUCGUCGCACAUGAGACAGUACCUACACACAAGAAAAACUUUACGAGCGAUGUCUUGUCAAGACGUGUUUCAACAGAGUAAAGAAGAUAUAACUCAAAGCGACACUAUUGUUUGCGCUGCAAAAUGUCUUUCAUCCGAUGCCGACUCUCAAUCUGCGGGCCUAGCAGAGGCGGCCAUUUUAAGAAGGCUUCACACCACGCAAGUAGAGAAUCCAGGCAGACUUUAUCUCGUUGACUACCUUGGGCUCUAUGAUCAAGCAAAAAAACAGAUCAUAUCUGUCGUGGAGAGCAGUAGUCAUGAGCGUGCUGUCCAGAGUGAUCAUCAAGAUGGUCAAUGGACAUUACUUCUUGAAUACUGCCAGAAUGGAUCCAUGUGGGACUGGAUACGUCAGAAUCCAGAGAAAGUUGGAUUCCGUCGAUGGUUAACAUGGUCUUUGCAACUUUUGCAGGCGGUUGAUUGUAUUCAUGAUGCAGGUCUUAUUCAUCACGAUAUAAAGCCGCACAACAUAUUGCUCGACUCUUUCCUUGAUGCUAAGCUCUCGGAUUUUGGUGCAGGGCGUUUUUUGAGCACUCCAGAUACUACAGGCUCCAUUAUAGGCGAUAUCAUCGAAGCAGAGAAAUCCAAAGCAAAGGAUUGCUUCUCGCUGGAGGAAGGACGUGGCCGAGGAACGCCUCCUUAUUCUGCUCCCGAGAUGUUUGCUUCAUCAUCGACGUGUGCUUAUUAUGGCCGACCCAUUGACAUUUAUUCUCUUGGGGUAUCGCUAUAUGUCAUUGGCUUGACCGCACAUGAGCCUUUUCACAAAGUUAAGAGCAUGAUCGAGAUGAUUGUUUGGAUUAAGAAGGGUGGAUUUUGGCUCUGGGAAGACCAAAGCUGGGUUCAUGAUCGAGGCCCAAUCCCCAAAGUAACACCAAGCAGUCGUUUAUCUGCUUCGUCGGCUGCUCAAGCUCAGGCCCAGGCAUCAAUUAUUAACAAUAAUGAGUCGAAGGAGCGUAGACAAGGCGGUCCUCGCUCAACACGAGCGUCAUUCUCUGCUUUACACACUCUUAACCUUCCUCCAAUCAAUACACAGCUUGCAGUUGCUCGUUCUUGCCUUAGUCCAACCUCUAUUUGCUCAGCAACCUCUUCAGCUGGAGCCACAGGGCUGUAUAAAAGCCCUAUAAUAUCCUUUAAUACAUCAAACAAUCAUUUUUUAAAUGGUCACUCUCCAGAGAGGUCUGCUCGAUCAUCACAGCCUUCGACUCCUAUAUCGCCCCUACCUCUGCCAUCGCCCACUGUCAAAUCAUCAGCUGCUCGCUCGACACCACGCAAGGACGAGCAGCGUAAGAGCGGAGAGAUCGUCAUGAGGUUUUUAAAUGGCGAGGUUGUUCCAAUUCAAGUCAUUCAACUGCUGAAGGAUAUGUGUCAGGCAGAUCCAGAACAGAGACCAACUGCCAAGGCUGCUCUUCAACGCUUGCAAGAAAUACAAGCCCAGCUGGACGCAACUAUGGGCAUGGAUAUGGACACGGAUGUAGACUUGACGGAAAAUACGAUCGUUUAAGUAGAUGAUACAUCUCUACAUUAAUAGAUAGUAUAAUAUAAAG
Molecule: messenger RNA, 2600 nt
Organism: Lobosporangium transversale
Lineage: Eukaryota; Fungi; Mortierellomycota; Mortierellomycetes; Mortierellales; Mortierellaceae
Product: kinase-like domain-containing protein
Exons: 3
Coding region: 167-2557 (796 amino acids)
Biological process (GO): protein phosphorylation
Molecular function (GO): protein kinase activity; ATP binding
Source: RefSeq, a predicted model, not a curated record